GCGCUCGUGUGGAAGUUCAAGAAGGAGGAGAUUGCUGGUAUAUUGGAUCGAAUAGAGCGUUUGAAGUCGCUUGUAGAGAUCGCGUUGCAGAUGGACCACUUCAAACUCUCCCAAACCAUCAAAGACGAUACCCACUUAGUUCGGACGCACGUAGACGAGAUCUGGCAAGAUAAAGAUGCCGCGAAGCACCGUAGGAUUCUAGAAUGGAUCUCUCCCUCAGACUACCCCGCACAACAAUCCGACAUCAUAAACCGCAGACAGAAGGGAACAGGCCAAUGGUUUCUAGAUGCGCCUCAGGUGGCUACGUGGCUCAGUGAACACCAGGCAACACUCUUCUGCCCAGGUAUCCCGGGGGCUGGCAAGACCAUGGUAGCCGCCAUUGCGAUCGACCAGCUAUUGAAAUCAGUGCAGAGCGGCUCACAUGGAGUUGCUUACGUAUACUGCAACUACAAGGCUCGGGAGGAGCAGGAUACUUCGAGGAUGUUGGCAGCUAUCCUCAAGCAGCUAGUGCAGGCUCGACUGUCACUAGUGGAUCCUGUGGAACGGUUGCACAAACAGCAUGCUGAUAGAGGAACCAGGCCAUCGCCUGAUGAGAUCUUCAGCGCACUCCGAGAUGUACUUGCACAUCACUCUACUGUCUAUAUUGUGGUCGAUGCUCUGGAUGAAUGUCUGGACAGCGACGGCACUCGGCGCCAGUUUCUAGCCAAACUCCGCAAUCUUCAGGCAGGACAUGAUGUUCGCCUAAUGGCUACCUCGCGUUUUAUUCCAGAGAUUAUGGACUGGUUUAAGGAAGGGCUGAAGCUAGAAGUGCAGGCUUGUGAAGAGGAUGUGAAGCGAUUCGUGGCUGGCCAGAUAUGUCGACUACCAAACUGUAUUCAACGUGACCCUGUGCUACAGGAGGUUGUCCAAGAAAAGAUCGUAGAGGCGGUAGACGGCAUGUUUCUUCUUGCUUGCCUCCACACUGAUUCGCUGCUAGACAAGAGAACGGCGAAGGACGUGAAGUCAACACUAGCUAAGCUCUCCAAAGGCUCGGCCGCACUCGAUAACGCAUACAAGGGGGCGAUCCAUCGCAUAGAGGGCCAGUUAAGCGGAGAUUACGAACUAGCCAAAAGAGUACUGUCGUGGAUCACGUAUGCGAAACGGCCACUUACUACGACAGAGAUCUGCUGUGCUUUGGCAGUAGAGCCGGACGAGGCGGAGCUCGAUCCCGAGAACAUACCUGAUGUUGAGGACCUAUUGUCCGUGUGUGCUGGACUCGUCGUCGUUGACCAAGAAAGUGCCGUCAUCCGUCUUGUGCAUUACACCGCCCAAGAAUACUUCGAACGUAUCCGAGAUACAUGGAAUCCAGGCGCUCAACUAAAUAUGACCUCGAGAUGUCUCACAUACCUAUCAUUCAGCAUAUUCAAAACUGGGAGCUGCUCCUCUGACGAAGAAUUUGAAGAGAGGCUUCGAGUAAGCCAAUUCUUAGACUAUGCUGCUAAGCACUGGGGAGAGCAUGCGUUAACAGUGGAAGGUGAGAUAUGUGAGCUAGCCUGCUCAUUUCUUUUUUGCCAAGAAUUGGUUUCUUGCGCUACGCAGGCACUGUUACGACCAAAUUACCUAUAUCGAGGGUAUAGCCAGAGAUAUCCCAAGGACAGCACGGGAUUACAUCUUGCAGCACGUUUCGGAUUAGCCAUUGUAUUGGAGACCCUGCUCCUAAACCAAGUAGGAGAGACAACAUCCAUAUUAGAAGAAAGGGACAGCGAGGGCCAGACUCUCCUACAUCUCGCAGCAGAACAUGGACAUCACAGAACGGUGAAACUACUGCUCGACAAGGGGGCCGACGUCCACGCUGGGCGUGGACGCUACGGCAACGCACUCCAGGCGGCUUCAGCUAGAGGCCACGAGGCAGUGGGCGCCGACGUCAACGCCCAGGGUGGAGGGUAUAGCAACGCACUCCAGGCGGCUUCAGCUAGAGGCUACGAGGCAGUGGUGAAGCUACUGCUCGACAAGGGCGCCGAUUUCCACGCCCAGGGUAGACGCCACGACAACGCACUGUAUGCGGCUUCAGCUGAAGGCCACGAGGCAGUGGUAAAGCUGCUGCUCGACAAGGGCGCCGACGUCGACGUGGAGUGACCCAAGGUUUUACGCUGCGCACCCCAAACC
Molecule: messenger RNA, 2145 nt
Organism: Exserohilum turcica Et28A
Lineage: Eukaryota; Fungi; Ascomycota; Dothideomycetes; Pleosporales; Pleosporaceae
Exons: 4
Molecular function (GO): ATP hydrolysis activity; protein binding
Source: RefSeq, a predicted model, not a curated record